AUGUUAUUACCACUCCUCCUUAUCUGUUUCACACUCACUCAAGCAGACGAACAGACAAAACACGUCCAGACGAUGUUAAUAGUAUUGGGAUACUCCUGUGGUUCCAAUGGCGCUGACGGCCAGAUGGGUCCAAGCACCAAGGCGGCGAUCAAACAAUUCCAAAGUGAUUAUGGACUUGCUGUUGAUGGUAUAGCUGGCCCCCAGACCAUUGCCAAAUUAGAGCAGUUGACCAAUUAUUCUGCACAGACCCAAUAUGUUCAAACGAUGUUAAUUCAAUUGGGGUAUUCCUGUGGAUCUUCUGGUGCUGAUGGUUUCAAUGGUCCAAGCACAGUUGCUGCAAUCACACAAUUCCAGAAAGACUACGGCUUGAAAGUCGAUGGCGAUGCUGGUCCCGAGACUAUCGCCAAACUAGAACAACUCACAAACCCAUCUUCUGGCUAUUCAGAGGAGACUAAACACAUCCAAACGAUGUUGAUCUUAUUAGGCUUUUCGUGUGGAUCUUCUGGUGCUGAUGGGUAUAUGGGCCCAAGCACAGUCCAAGCCAUCACACAAUUCCAAAUCAAAUACGGUUUAAAAGUCGAUGGAGAUGCCGGACCCGAGACAAUAGCAAAAUUAGAACAACUCACAAAUUACUCAGCACAGACAAAACACGUGCAAACGAUGUUAAUUCAAUUGGGAUACAACUGUGGACCAACAGGCGCUGAUGGGUUUGAUGGGACUCAGACAAUUGCGGCUAUUAAACAAUUCCAAAGUGAUUACGGACUCCAAGUGGACGGCAUUGCUGGCCCUCAGACCAUCGCCAAAUUGGAAGAAUUGACAAGUGGGAAACCAUCGAGUGGAAGUGGCUCCCCAGCUAUUCAACCAGUGGGAGGAAAUGUUAACUCAAACAACCAAAACAGUUCGCCGUACCCUCCAUGUCAGUCGCAGACAAGAUGUCACCAAGAAGUCUAUUAUAAUCAAUGCGACGGAAGAUGGAAGUACUCAAUGUACUCAGAUAGAGGAAAUACGGGCAACACUAUCUGCACGAGUGGAUGUGGACCUACAGCUAUGGCUAUGGUCGUUGCUACAUUCAAAGAUAGAUCAGUCACUCCAGUACAAAUGGCACAAUACUCUAUGGACCACGGAAUGAAAAACGACAACGAAGGAACCUACUGGGAAUUCUUCUGUUCAGUUGCAAGCAAAUAUGGAAUGAGGUGCGAACAGAGAAGUUGCUCGGAUAUGAAUUAUAUCAGAUCAAAAAUAGACGCAGGUGCUCUAGGAAUCGCGUCUAUGGCACCAGGUCAAUGGACUCAAGGAGGACACUUCAUUUCUAUCAACUCGUUCGACGGUGACAUGUUGUGGGCACACGAUCCAAAUUACAGAGAGGGAAAAAGCGUGUCACAGAAAAUUUCGACUUUUAAGAGCGAGUGCAAACAAUUCUGGAUUCUUCAGAAGUAA
Molecule: messenger RNA, 1437 nt
Organism: Entamoeba invadens IP1
Lineage: Eukaryota; Evosea; Mastigamoebida; Endamoebidae
Exons: 1
Coding region: 1-1437 (478 amino acids)
Cellular component (GO): Sin3-type complex
Source: RefSeq, a predicted model, not a curated record